UGACGGGUGCGAGUCGAGGCGUGGAGAGGUUGGCGCGGAGAACGACAACAGCGCGCAGAGGAACACGGAUGGUGUGGACCCCGACUUGGUUCUACAGUGUCGUAUGAGAGCAACAAUGUUGUGGUCUUUGCCACGGGGUGGGUUGAGAAGGAAAGACUGAUGUGAGAUGCAGCCUCGUGGAAGAGAAAACAGAUGAGGAAGCCGCAGACCAACAGAUGGAAGGGGCGCUCCAACGUCCCUUCCAUCAGACGUGGGUAAGGGGACCAGAUGUUGCAGGGAUACACUUCUUAGCGUCCACGCUAAGAAAGACCCACUUCUGUGGGCAUCUUGCCGUAAAUUACGUGCCUAGCAUCGCAAAGCGCUGGCUAUCCGCCGCGACCCAUGCUUCCACCGGCGCUCUCCUGUGCCACAGCAACUUGGUACUAGGUAACAGACGAACCAUCUUUAUUAAUUACUUAGCACCUUUUCCGCCAGAGUUGGCAAUGGUGCCAAAUGGUGCAAUGUUUCAGAUUGUUCCGUGCGGAUCUGGUACCGUUCGUCCCAGGUUCACCGAACAGCGGAGCCGAUGGACUGACACGCUACCGCUAUUACGCUAUAUGCAUCUAGAGGACAGAUCAAUCUUGUUUCGCCGAUUUUCUACUGCCAUAGUUAUACUGCCAACGCAGAACGCCACAGCUUCUGCCUGAACAAGUUAAAUGGGGUCGCCGCCGUUGAGCUAUCCAUGGAUGGUUCGAGCAUCAACUAGCUUCAACUACCACGAUGCACCAUAAUCCACACAAACCUUGCUUCAGUGUCGCUACACACAAGGCGACCAUCACGUCGCGACACCCAAAGUCGAUCGUAGAUAUUUUGUUUUCCCGAGACUGGGU
Messenger RNA from Alternaria alternata, 869 nucleotides. RefSeq lists its product as hypothetical. Lineage: Eukaryota; Fungi; Ascomycota; Dothideomycetes; Pleosporales; Pleosporaceae. Bases 216 to 686 code for a protein of 156 amino acids. The record is from RefSeq and is a predicted model, not a curated record. The transcript has a single exon.